GCGGACGACGACGACGACGACGAAGAGCGAGCACAAGGAGAAGGAUUGCGAGGAAGAGAAGUGUUCCUGCAGGAGGAGGAGCUGCAGUGAACGAUGGCGACGAUGCUGCAAUUUCGGCACUCGGCGUGUCUCCAGCAGCGGAGCACGGUCGUCUCAUCGUUUGCUCCGGGUUCCUCCUUGCAGCUGGCACGGCAUAAGAAUUCGAGGCCGAAAUUUCGGCUCCUUCGGUUUCCAAGCAAUGCGGCAUGUGUCUCUCGCAAGAGGCAUCGUUGCUUGAGAAUUCGUAGUGCUGGCAAGUCGGACUCCGACACCAUUGCCUCGGAAAAUGCUUCUUCGGCAGCCACAGCCAAGGAAGCUGUCGAACUAGGCCUCGCGCAAUUCGCCAAAGGCAGGGUGAAGGAAGCAUUGGAUCACUUUAAUGCAGCUUUGAAAUUGAAUCCUGCUCCAGAGGAAGCUCAAGCUGCUCUAUACAACAAGGCUUGCUGUCAUGCCGUGAGAGGGGAGGGAACCCUGGCUGCACAAGCACUGCGCAAGGCACUUAAGGAGCAUGAUCUCAAGUUUAGUGUCAUUUUGAACGACCCUGAUAUGGCGGCGUUUCGAGCAAUGCCAGAAUUCAAAGAACUACAAGAUGAGGCAAGGAAAGGGGGAGAAGCAAUCGGUAAUAGCUUCAGAAGGGAUUUGAAGCUUAUUAGUGAAGUUCAAGCUCCUUUCAGAGGUGUACGGAAGUUCUUUUACGUGGCUUUUUCUCUGGCUGCGGGUAUUUCAACGCUCUUCACCUUGCCACGCCUCAUUUUGGCCAUCCAAGGCGGUGAUGGAGCUCCUGGUAUCCCGGAAACAGCUCAGAAUCUAGCAAUCAAUUUAGGAGGGAUCGCUGCUUUCGUGGCACUCUACAUUUGGGAUAAUAAAAAGGAAGAGGAGCAAAUAUCACGAAUAUCUAGAGAUGAAACCCUAUCAAGACUGGCAGUCCAGCUUCAAAGUAAUCGCAUUGUGGAGCUAACUCAGCUACGACAAAGCACCCGGCCGGUUAUUAUUGCUGGUUCGAAAGAGACUGUAGCAAAAGCAGUCCAAAAGGCUGCUAGGUAUAGAGACGAUCUCUUGAAGAGAGGUGUGCUAGUGGUUCCCAUAGUAUGGGGUGGUGACAAAGAAGAUCCUAUGCUCAAGAAGCGCGGUUUUGGAGCUGUGCAAAAGCCAACAACGUCCAAUGCUAUACCCGCUGGAGAUGACUUCGAAAAGAAGGCUGAGGAUGUUGCCGCCAAAGCAGUAAUUCAAGCAGAGAGAAGGUUCAAAGCCGAGGCCGUUUCUCCUGGGGAGUGGGAAAGAUGGAUUCGGGACCAACAAGCAUCGGAGGGCGUAACUCCUGGUGAGGAUGUGUACAUAGUACUACGACUUGAUGGACGUGUUCGAAAAUCUGGCCGGGGCAUGCCGGAGUGGAUAGAGCUGGUGAACGAGCUUGCGCCUCUGGAUUCCGUGGUGAGUAGGCUAGAAAAGUAGGGUCGUGCACAUAGUAGACCAGUCGACAUUGCUUCGAAAAGUUAGCAGUCCAGGCUUUCCUCACAAGUGUCAUCAUGCACGACGAGAAAAUUCUGAAAAGAGCGAGUCGGAUUUAUGUGAUGGUCCGAACGACAAAUUCGAAUUCAUGUUCUUACAAUGGGACUUCAGUUGGGACCAUUGCAAAAUUUGUAUCAAAGUUAAAGUCUAGGAACCUCUCCCAAAGUGCAUGGCCGCCAAUUUUC
Molecule: messenger RNA, 1733 nt
Organism: Marchantia polymorpha subsp. ruderalis
Lineage: Eukaryota; Viridiplantae; Streptophyta; Marchantiopsida; Marchantiales; Marchantiaceae
Source: the annotation of a GenBank genome assembly